Messenger RNA from Caenorhabditis bovis, 789 nucleotides. Lineage: Eukaryota; Metazoa; Nematoda; Chromadorea; Rhabditida; Rhabditidae. The record is from the annotation of a GenBank genome assembly.
AUGAGCGAAGACCAACAAUCGACGUGCAAAGAGCCGGGCGGCAAACGCUUCUACGGGCUCGCCGAUCAUCCCAACAUCGGCAUCUUCUCAUCGCUCAUCAAACGGAAAGGCCGCAAAUUGGCGAUGGCCGAAGAAUGCAAGCCGGCGUGUAAGCAGCUCGAAUCGUAUAAGAACAGCUCUGACAAAUUGUAUCAAGCGUUGAUGUUUCUACUCGUCGAGAAUGCGAGCCUAUCGAAGAAUUUGGCGACGAACGAGAUUCCGACGCGAAUCGACUAUGAUCGAGUGUACGGCGCGGCCGCCGAGUUUCUCAAGAGUUUCGAGAAGAUUCAGAAGCAGGGACGAAAAGGCAACUAUGAGAGCCUUGAGACGACGAUCAAAACGCUGAAGAGCCUUCAAGACGAGAACGAGAAGUACAUCAAGCAUCAGUUGGAGGUGCUCAAACCGCUUCGAAAAUUCAUCGGCGAGGAUUAUUGGGAGUACGCGCGACUUCGUAAAGUCUACUGGGACGCGCUCGCCAGCUACGACAACUCGCUGACGGUGCACAGCAAAGAGCGCACCGAGGAGACGGAGAAGCAGACGAUUCGCGCGCAAGCGGUUCGCAAUGAAUCGAAGACCAAGAUGAUGGACUUCAUUGCGAAGCUGAUGAACGAGGACAAGCCGAAACACGCGGAAGCGGUGUUGAAGUUUGGCGAUGAAGCUGCCACGUGGCACGCGACGAUGGCCGAGAUUCUCGGAGCGAUCGAGUCGAAAGACUUGCAGCCGAAUUCGGCGAUGCAAAAAAUUAAAUGA